AUGUCUCCAUCAGCGGUUCAUCGGAUACCGGUGGAGAUAUGGACACAUAUCCUUGAUCUCGCGAUUGGAGAAGCCUCGUUGCCUCCGCCGCCUGACAAGACUAUAGUCGAGGACCUGCGAUUCUUCCAGAGCAGAAAGGAGCCUAUGAACGUCCGUGCAUAUAGAGAAACUCGUAAAGCAGAGCUUUCUCUCGUAUGCCGUCUUUUCCAUACUAUUUUGCGAGGAUUACCUUCCGCUUCAACAGAGGACUCGGUCACUUACCGCUAUAAUUAUAGGCGGAGAGGAGAUCCGCGUAGCCUAUUUGGUAUGAGAACUUUGUAUAUUUCUCAUGAUAGAGACGGGUUACCACUGGAGUGGUACGCAAAGAAAUGGAGUUCAAUCGAAGUCGUUUAUACGACAGUGCGACUGAUGGACGACGUAAUUCGACUACUCUCUCACACUCCAAAUGUCAAGGCUUUAUUCUGUGAGAGACUCCACUCUUGGGCAUACUGCAGAGUCGCUGCUAUAACGCGGCUUCUAUCAUCCGAUGUGGGCCAACGUCUUACGCAUCUCUCUAUCUACAUUCCGUACGAUCAAGUCUUGGACCCACUUAAAUUACCGUCGCUGCGCUUCCUGGAGCUUGACAUUGACAUGUAUUGGGUAAAAACUACCACCGCCCGGCAGUACGGAGAGGCGCUCCCAUGGACAUGUCAUAACCUUCGUUCAUUAUCAAUCAAAGGAAGCAUGUCGAAGGCAGUAUUUGACCUUCUUAUCCCAUUCUUUAGACGACAUGCAACGUCGGUAAAAGACCUCCUCGAUCGCCUCGAAGAAAACUACGAUAGGUCGUGUCUACUACAAUACUUUCAAAACGUAGAAACCUACGGCGCAAACGGAAGCCGCCUCCAAAUAAGUUCACGGCCUAGGGAGGUGCAUGCAUCUCCGGAUUCUCGCUCUAUUACUUUCCUUAUGAUGACACCUCUCGAUCACUUUGAGCUAGGCGCGAAUGAAUUACAGCUCGAAGCACAUGUCCGUGGCUUCACGUCGCCCGGUUCGCCCUACGUUGUGGCCAAGUUGAUGGUCAAUACGAGUUGGGAGACGCUCAAGGAUUGGCUUUCGAGCUUUGCAAUAGUAUCCUCAGUCGGAAUAUCUCUUUCAAGACUUGACAAUAUCGCCUCAAAGGGGGUUCCUCUCGUUGAUUGGGACGGAGUCGCUUAUCAAACCGCGAAGCAGCGCAAUAUGUCAACGGUGCCUGAGUAG
Messenger RNA from Serendipita indica DSM 11827, 1236 nucleotides. Lineage: Eukaryota; Fungi; Basidiomycota; Agaricomycetes; Sebacinales; Serendipitaceae. The record is from the annotation of a GenBank genome assembly.